AUGGCCACGUUGAUGCCUAAAGCGCCACGAAUGCUACACAGCGCGCAACAACGGUUCGUCAACAAUUGGGUUUCUCUUCCGAGAAAUUUUGCAAUGGCUACUUACUGGGCUGGCACGGAGAGGACUUACAAAGAAUCUUUCAAUUGCGCGGCAACCAAGCGCUACGCCGAUGGCCUAAUUCCUCACAUUCUUCAUCUGUAUGGAUCGCGCGCAACGUCUCGCGACUUUGACAUCUAUGCCGCUAAUGCUUCCUUCGAGGAUCCGGUUAUGUGUGCUCGCGGGGUGAAACAGAUCAAAUCAGCAUUCUAUUCUCUUCGCAAGGUAUUUAAGGAGUCAAAGAUUGUGGAAUACAGUAUCAAAGAAUAUAUGGUUUCACCAGGAAAUGGAGAGGUUAGUAAAUCUUGUGCCACUCAUUUUGUAAUAUUAAUUGACACUAAGCAAUACUACAAAUUCUUGGGGAAGAAUAUAAACAUGGUAUCGCUAAUCAAGUUGUAUAUCGAAGAGGGGAAAGUCGUUCGCCAUGAGGACUGUAUACGCAUCAUAGCCACUGAAGAUAACAUAAGAAGUGAAUGUUGA
Sphenostylis stenocarpa is the source of this 576-nucleotide messenger RNA. Lineage: Eukaryota; Viridiplantae; Streptophyta; Magnoliopsida; Fabales; Fabaceae. The record is from the annotation of a GenBank genome assembly.